Messenger RNA from Eublepharis macularius, 5080 nucleotides. It is a transcript of the gene BAG5, whose product is annotated as BAG cochaperone 5. Gene Ontology annotation, molecular function: adenyl-nucleotide exchange factor activity; protein-folding chaperone binding. The record is from RefSeq and is a predicted model, not a curated record. Gene Ontology annotation, biological process: protein stabilization; negative regulation of protein ubiquitination; regulation of inclusion body assembly. The transcript is spliced from 2 exons. Gene Ontology annotation, cellular component: cytoplasm; membrane; cytosol. NCBI's taxonomy places the organism in Eukaryota, Metazoa, Chordata, Lepidosauria, Squamata, Eublepharidae. Bases 116 to 1468 code for a protein of 450 amino acids.
AAUUCAGCCGGAGCGCAGUACGCACGCGCAUUGGGGCAAGGAACCCAGGCGGCUUAAGGACCGAGAGCAGGGCUCGUUCUGCCCGUGCUCUGCUGAAACUGGAUGAAGGAAAAGAAUGGAUAUGGGUAAUCAACAUCCCUCCAUCAAAAGGUUACAAGAGAUACAGAAGGAAGUCAAAGAGAUCGAACCACAAGUUGCAGCCUUCAGUGGUCUGUCUGGUGACAGAGCUUACAAGAAACUAGAGAGGACUUUAACCAAACAGCUCUUUGAAAUAGAUUCUGUGGACGCGGAAGGCAGAGGGGAUGUUCAGCAAGCCAGAAAGCGAGCUGCCCAGGAAACAGAGAGGCUGCUGAAAGAAUUGGAGCAGAAUGCAAACCACCCCCAGAGGCUAGAGAUAGAGUCCAUAUUUAAAGAAGCUCAAGCGUUGGUGGAACAUGAGAUCACAGCUUUUUACAAAGGAGGCAACUGCAUAACUGAGGAAUUCGAUGAGGGUAUUCAGGAUAUCAUCUUUAGGCUUACUCAGGUGAAAACGGGAGGGAAAGCCUCCCUUCGAAAAGCCAGGUACCGCACUCUGACCAAAGUCUGUGCCGUUCAAGAGAUCAUAGAUAACUGUGCGAAGCAGCAGCCGUCCUUGCCGCUGUCCACUGAUGCACAUCCUUCUGUCGCUAAGAUUAAUUCUGUCAUGUGUGAUGUAAACAAAGCAAAAGGGACUCUUAUUGCUGUUCUAAUGGGAGUAAACAACAACGAGACCUGCAGGCAUCUGUCUUGUGUGCUGACAGGCCUGAUUGCUGAUCUGGAUGCCUUAGACGUAUGUGGCCGCCCAGAAAUAAGGAACUAUCGCAAAGAAGUUGUGGAAGAGAUCAAUAAACUGCAAAAAUACUUAGAUCUUGAAGAAGAAGCUGAUUCCACUUAUGCCUAUGACCUGGCGCAAAACAGGUGCAUUCUAAAGAUAGAGGAAAUCCGCAAGAAAGUGAAAGAGAUGCAUUCCUCCCUUUUGAAAGUAGAGAGAGCUGCAGACUUGUACUUGAAGUGCAAGACAGAGCUGCAGGGGUUAAUUGCCCAAUUGGAUGAAGUAAGUCCUGGCAAGAACCCGUGCAUCCGAGAAGCCAGAAGGCGAGUGGUGAUAGAAGUGCAAACCCUCAUCACGUACAUCGACCUGAAAGAAGCACUCGUCAGGCGGCAGGCCUUUGUGGAGCAAGCGGAAGUAGAACCUCCGUCACACAAAGCCGUCUGGGACAUCCUCGGGACGCUGUCCCAGAUUCUCCAGGAGGUGCUGUCUUUUGAUGGAAACAGAACGGACAAGAACUACAUGAGACUGGAGGAACUCCUCACUAAGCAGCUCCUGGCCCUCGAUGCCAUAGACCCACAAGGAGACGAGCGCUCCAAAGCAGCCAGGAAACAGGCGGUGAAGCUUGCGCAGAAUAUUCUGUACUAUCUAGAUAUGAAAACGGAUGAAUGGGAAUACUAAAAUAGCUGAGGCCUUGUGCUAGACAUUCCAGCCUAUUUUUUUUUUUUUUGCACUUCGUCCCAACCAAUCUUCUGACAAAAUCAAAAGUUGUUAUUUGCUGGGGCUGCGGAAGUGUCGGAUUGGGCUAUGCAGCAGUUGUCUCAUGCUGUCUCAGCCAGGCAAUGGCAGUAGUCCGCUUGCUAUUUGUAUUACAGUUUUGGUCACAGCUUUAUCUCCCCUGGGAUAUGUAGCUCGCGUCUUCUGUCAUGAAGAGCUGUUACAUUGUCCUGCUCUGGUAUUUAGCCCAAACCAUCCUGUGUAGAGAAUUCUUCUGCACAAUGAGCGAAUGCAAGCCGGUCAGAGGUGUUUUCUUUACUGUUUGGUCAAGGUGCAAAUAAUGAAGAGAAUACCAGGAGCUAAAUUUUUCGCCGUAAGCCAGCAUCGACCUUGCUGUUGGUUUGACGGAAUGUUUGGAGAUGCUUAGAUGCGCUGCCGCAAUCCAAAGGAUUAAAUGCAAAUUGCUCACGGCUUUCUUUUUUGGUGUUUGGUUUAAUCUUGCUUAUCUCUCACCUAAAGGUUUGAAGGGUUAUGGGAAGAUUUUGGCAGAUUGCUGUAGGACUGCGUGGUACUAACUUUGGUGUGUGGAGUGACGCUGCAACCUGCCCGCCACAUACCCUGAAGUAGUCCAGUGAGUCUGCACUUAACACGGAUUCAGAUUAGCCAUUUAGGAAGGAGUUUUCCUGUAGAACGCUGGAAUGAAGGAACUGUGAUACUUUAAAAAGUGGAAUAUCAUAGCUUAAACUGGGGGAAAAUAGCUAGUAUUGAAAUACUAUACUAAAGUCUUCAAAUCUUCAAAAAUUAGCUUCUGCUGGCCGUGGAGAUGUUUUGGUUUAACUUUGAUGUGUGAAAUCACUUGCUGUUUGGUACCUUAUCAACUGUUACAUCCCCCCCCCCCCUGGAUCAGGUCGUUGUCUCUUUCUGACAGUAGGAGCUCGAGCAAGCGCUUUACUCCCUAACUUAACCCAGAACCAUUGAUCAUGAUCUUGCCAAGAUACUUCUGUGCUCCAAAUCAUUUUUAGGCUACAAGUUCCUUUGAACAUUCCCUUGGAGAUGUAUGAAUGCAGCAUGUAUUCCCUUUUCGUGUGUCUAGAUAUACUGAAUCCCCUCCCCCUCCUUAAUAGUUUUUGGUCUUUCAAGCAGCCUGAACAGUGAGGUCUUCUUUUUUUAAUUGGUGUAUUGCUGUCUAUUGUAUUACCAGUCUUGAGUAGGUCACAUGUACCAUUUCUCAGCAGCAAAGGGGAAACGGUGGUUUUUCCUCUUUCUCUCACCUUUAGAAGAACCCAGCAGCUAAUUAAGCGUACGUGUUCAGAUCAAUAAAAAUACACCAGUCUAGAUUGUGCGUUUCCCUAUUUACUUGCAGGUUUGGGAAAACAGAAACCAGCAUAGUUUUGCAAAGCUUUUUUUUUAGUGUAUGCUGAAACCUGCAGAAAAUUUACAUAAAUUGUAAAAAAAAAAAGCUUACUUGAGUAGUAAUUUUUAGUAUGCAAGGAGAACUGACUUGUAAAGAAUUACCAACACAGCCGCUUUCAGAUAUUGCAUUCACAUCUGUAUAUGAAGUUUUAAUACAUGAUUAGAAGAAACCAAGCUUCUCUUUAGGAAACAAGUGCCUUUUAGGUGACACUUGAAUUUAUGGCACAUAUAUAGCUAUGGCUGUUUUAGAGUUGGCCUCUUGCUACUUCUUGGUAAAGUGUCUCCUGCCCAUGGGAUCACUUCUUACUAUUCAGGGGUAGUAUGUCUCAGAAGAAUUUUACCUUUUUGUUUUUUACAGGAAUAUAUAAUUCUCAUAUUAGCAAGCAGUGGAGGUCCAGAUAGUUGAGUUUAAGACAAAGACUUGAGAGGCCAGAGUUCUGUUGGCAUUGGACUCAGUGACUCUCUGACCAUGGCCCAAAUCGCUCGUACUUUUUCUGUGCCUCACUUUCUCACCCGGAAGAAAAAUGUGUUGGCUGUCUUUAUUUUGAAAAUGCUUUUUUUGAGGUUGCUAAAGAACUUGUUCAAAAUGUUGACUUUUAAACUAUUCCUUUUGUCAAAGGUAUCUGCCUGGCAGAUCUCUUGUCAAAAUUAUAGAUUUGGUUUUUGUCUAAGCUAAAUAGAACCCAUUACUGUAUAACAGACUGACUAACUGACCACUUCAUCAUUAGUGUCUGUCUUGUAACCUUCCCUGCUUGUUUUAAAAAUAGUAUAUCUACCUUUUUAUGUUGAGUUCUGGUCUCGCUAUCAGUUUAUGAAUAAUUGAAAUAUUUCACUGUUAGUCAGGUUUUCUUUAGCCGCUAUGACAUUGUGCACACGUAUGGCUCAUAGGAAGUAUGUGUGCACACGCAGUUCCAUAUGGCUCAUACAGAGUUUCUGUGUGACUUGGAUUCUUUCCUUGAUUGCUUUCUAGGGCUGCAUUCUGUGUUUCCCUUGACCCUUGCUUUUGAAUUUAUGUUCAGUAGGGAAGCCCUUAUUCAGGGUUCCAUAUGUAUAUUUCAGCUUUCAUAUUGCAUAAGGAGCCCCUAGGUCUGUGUGUGGUGUUGUAUGUAUGUGUGAAAACAGUAACUGAAUAAUAUAUUGCUAAUGUUUCAAUAACAAAUUGAUAGAGAACACUUUCCCCCAGCGAUUUCUUCUUUCUGUUUCCGUAAACCCCUGUAAAAUGUUCAUAUAUUCCCCAUGUCAUGGAAAUGUUGCUAUUUCUAUAGCAAUUACUGUCGGCUGCCAUUAUUUUGGGGAUGUUCUAAGGUUUGUUCCUCAAGCUUCCCGUCAGAGCUAUACAUUUCACAGAGCAAAUGCAUAAGGAUGGUGUGAUAAGGGUUAGAUGCUGUUGCUUUGGGACCUGUUGAAAAAUAGUUACGCUUUUACAAUCAUCUGCUCGUAAGUUUAAUGUGCAAUACUAAUCCUGAGAUCCUUGAUACAGUAUCAAGACAAUGCAUGAAUGAAAAUGCUGAACUCAAUUAAAUAAGCUAGACCACACACAAACAAAAAAAGGUAGACCGGUACGUGGAUUUUAAUAAAUCCUUGUGUUGUGAUUUUUUUAAGAAUGUGUUUUUUUUCUAUUUAAUAAGCAAACGGACUAGGACGUGUGCUCCUUGCGUGCUUUUCAUUGCAGUGGGCUGAAAACAUUUCCUGCUGUUGACUCACUCGACACUGGACCAAUUCAGAGUCUGCAUUUUGUUAAUUUAAACCCGUGUGUGUGUGUUGGCGCGCGCACAGUGCCAAGACAUUGUCAGAAGAAAAACAAAUGGACGUAAUUUUGCUGAGUCGUUAAGCAUCAUGAUAUUCAUGUUUUUCUGAUUAUGAUUGUAUCCUUUAGGAGCAGGGUUGGUCCAAAGCAACCUUGUUCUGAUACUCUUGCCAGCAUCCGUGGUCAGUGGUCUUUCCUCCAGUUGGUCUGGUUUAACUGUCCUUUUGCUGAGAUCUACAAACCAUCAAAGAGAAAUUCCCCCCGCCCCCCGCCCUGCACUUAAGUGCCGGCAGCACUCAAAAGCAGUACGGGUUGUGCUGUUUAAUGGACGCAAAUCUUCCUUUUCAGAAUGUGUGUAUCAACUUAUUUUUAUGUAUACUGUUGGCUUCUUGUGUUCGAAUACGACGUUAAAUACU